Messenger RNA from Myxozyma melibiosi, 1652 nucleotides. RefSeq lists its product as uncharacterized. The coding region runs from base 109 to 1335 and encodes 408 amino acids. The transcript has 4 exons. Lineage: Eukaryota; Fungi; Ascomycota; Lipomycetes; Lipomycetales; Lipomycetaceae. The record is from RefSeq and is a predicted model, not a curated record. Gene Ontology annotation, biological process: regulation of exit from mitosis; maintenance of rDNA.
AUUUAUUUACAUUCGUUGGAAAGGCAGACAAUGGCUGCAGAUCUGCAGCAUAGGCCCGGGAAUAGGACGUGAACUACUGAGCAGCCUCCUUCUUUCGAAUAUCCCACUAUGCCAACACCAGCAAGAGAAGGACAGGCGCACCGACGCGUGGUUCGUCGAGCGUCGUUGAUUUCGCGAAUAAAAGCAUAUCCUCUGGAUCUACUUCUUUACAUAAACGAGGAGCUGGGGACUUUAGAAUGGGACCGCUUGUCCGAGACAGUGGCGCUUCCGGCUGGUGUCGCUCUCGACGCAGUACUUUUUUUCAGUCAGCUGUUUGCCUCGGCUCUCAAUUCAUCUGCUGAUCUGAAGGGUGAAUUAUUUGCGGACGGGUCUGCUUUGAGGAAUAGUCAUCUUGCGGACGAGGUGCUGGCCGGGCGAAGUAGAUCAGGGGGAUUUACUCGCUGGAUGGCUGCUAUGUUCUCUGCUCUGUCGUUGGUCAUAUUAGCAGGCAGUUUUAUAAACGCGCUUUUCGUUUUUACUAGACGAAAAGAAUAUGCAUUUUUUGGCCGCUCCGCACAAGACAAGAAGAUGAACGACGCAUUUUACAGUCAAAAAUCAAUGCUGAGUCUGUCAGAGCAGUCUUCCCCUGCGUCGUCUCCUACCCCACAGUCUUCGAUUAGAAAAGCGGUAAAUCGGGCGUUCAGUCGAUUUGCGAUACCAGAGAUAUCAACUGAGGAGACUUGGGUUCUAAAGAUGUGGAACCCCGAUCAAUUCUGUCUGAAGAUGUUUGUCACUUUCUCUCCCCUCCACGCACUACUCCUCUUCUUUCGAUCGAACGGCAACCUGAUCCGCGACUGUCUGCUCUGCGUGUUUCUCUCGGUCCAAAUGUACAUCCUCGUCACGCUGUUCAGCCAGCAGGUACACGACAAGCAGAUGGUUUUUAGCGAGAUGUUUGAGGAGUACGAGCAGAAAGCUGUGAGACCCAAGCUCAGUAUCGUUCGGCGAGAAGUCGCCAUCGGCACCGACGGAAGCGUCGACUUUCAUGUUCCGCUUCCGAACCGGCACUUUGAAACGCACGACAUUCGGCCCUCGACGGCGCCUCCUUCGCCUUUGUUUGGUACGCCGUCUUCCCAGUCGCCGCUGUCGUUCUCCACGAGGGGAAUGCCAAGUGAUCCAUCUGGUUUCUCGAGCGCGAGGCCCAGUCCACGGCAAUCAAUGACGGGCGCUCGCUCAUCUUUUGGUAGUCCCGCUAUACCAAGCCACAUUAAUUCUGGCACAGGAACGUCAAGUCCUCUGUCACGAUCAGGCCUGACGCGCACAGCGUUUUCAAACUCAGCCAAGAACAGGCGAACAUAGGACAUUGCCCCAAUGACACAGCUUUAAAUCUCAACAGCAAGAUCAAAUUCAUCAACGACUGGUCAUUCAUAUGGCAUUGUAGACUUAUAUAUUUUUGUAUAGACUGAAUCAUUACUGGAGGCCCAAGAUCAAGAGUUAGGAUAUAGUAUAUAGGCGGCUGGAGAUGACAGCCGCACCACCAGCGGCAAAUAGGUGCGGGCGGUGUAUCGACUUUGGCUAGGAGGAGCAGGACCUCAUGACUACAGGAAAUGAUUAGUUGCUACUGGACAGCUCAGAACACUAUUGUGCUGUGCGUUGUUUAUGGAUUAUCUCGAAGU